AUGGCUUCUUCAUUUCUCGGACCCGAGACUCCUCGGCCUCUAUCAGUAGCUACCGAAGGGUAUCAGAACCGCUAUAACAUUCCACAGUUAGGCGAAUCAGAGAAAUAUGUUUUUGGUGGACAAUACGACGAGAAGUUGUUUACGUUGAUCCACAAAUAUUUGGAGUUAGGAACAACAGAUCGGUUCUGUUACAUCGGGGACAGCAAAGGAAGUUUCGCUCAGAGAAUAGUGGACAAAUUCUGCCUCCUUGAACCGGCCAUGUCCGUUAUACCGGGUCAUUAUAGCUACGUAGAAACGGACACGGAGAAAGUUCUCUCGAUACGAGUUGCGCAUGUCGGAGCUGAAGAGUACUUCCGGCAGUUAGCGAAAAGUCGGGACACAAACAAACCCCAGUUUGAUAAAGUGAUCAUAAUAGAUGCAAUUCGUUAUUUUGAGAAUCCUAUUGAUGUGUUUGAGAAUAUUAUGAAAUGUCUUUCAAAACAAGGAAAACUGCUGAUAAUCCAUCGACCAGGCAAGAUAACAACACUACCGGUUUUUAGGGAUGCUCAACAAAGAGUUGAAGAGAACGAGACACCUUACAUGGAUAUUAUAAAUGCCUUACAGGCUUGUAAACUGGACGUUCAAUGGGAAUUAGAAUGCCUCCCAGUAAUUGUGCCAAAACGGAAGUGGUAUUCGAUGCUGCGCGAGAAGUUUCCCCCACAAAUGGAAAUUUUGAGUAGUUCUGAGAUCAUUUCCGGUGUGCGCGAGUUGUCGGAAGGAGUCUUAAAGUACACGACGCAUUGUGAGCCUGUCGAAUUUCUGGAUAGACUGUUGUUUAUUUCAGUUUCUCCAUCGACCUUAGAGUGUGGUUACCCGCGAUGUAACCGUUACGGGGUAGGAGAUGUUAGCAACGUGGACAUGAAAAAUCUCAGAUUUUCCAUGCAAAUGACACCGGAAAUCAAACAAAUGGUUCCCACGCCUGCAGAAGUAGCCAAGGCCAAAGCCAAACGGCCACUGACGAGAAGUGAACGUCGGGAAGCGGAGAAUCCUUGGGUUUGGAAAACGUAG
Molecule: messenger RNA, 1047 nt
Organism: Ylistrum balloti
Lineage: Eukaryota; Metazoa; Mollusca; Bivalvia; Pectinida; Pectinidae
Exons: 1
Coding region: 1-1047 (348 amino acids)
Source: RefSeq, a predicted model, not a curated record